This is a messenger RNA of Oreochromis aureus, 3673 nucleotides long. RefSeq names its product programmed cell death 6 interacting protein (gene pdcd6ip). Gene Ontology annotation, cellular component: endosome. NCBI's taxonomy places the organism in Eukaryota, Metazoa, Chordata, Actinopteri, Cichliformes, Cichlidae. The transcript has 18 exons. Bases 150 to 2804 code for a protein of 884 amino acids. Gene Ontology annotation, biological process: mitotic cytokinesis. Gene Ontology annotation, molecular function: protein binding. The record is from RefSeq and is a predicted model, not a curated record.
UCUGCGCGGUGCGCCUCGCCGCUUCCCAUUACGUAAUUGACGUCGCCUGUCAGAAUCCAGGAAGUGGUUAGGUCGCUCUUGUUUGUGUCCCUGGCUCGCUGUUCUCCAUCUGUUUUUUCUGAUUUAAUAAAGCGCUUUCACGGGCCGAAAUGGCGACGUUUAUUUCAGUCCCGUUGAAAAAAUCGUCCGAAGUGGAUCUGGUGAAACCGCUGUCGAAAUUCGUAACGUCUACGUACCCGGCGAGCGAGGAUCAGGGAGAGUAUCUCCGCGCCGUGGAGGAGCUCAACAAGCUCCGCAAGAGCGCGCUGGGAAGGCCGCUAGACAAACACGAGAGCUCCCUGGAGAUUUUACUCAGAUAUUAUGAUCAGCUGUGUGCCGUCGAGCCCAAGUUUCCCUUUUCUGAAAACCAGCUCUGCUUAACCUUCACAUGGAAGGAUGCCUUUGAUAAAGGAUCUCUGUUUGGCGGCUCCGUCAAGCUCGCUCUGGCCAGUUUGGGCUAUGAGAAGACGUGUGUGUUGUUCAACGUGGCAGCUCUGGCCAGUCAGAUCGCCUCAGAGCAGAAUCUGGACAAUGACGAGGGACUGAAGACCUCUGCCAAAUACUAUCAGCUGGCCAGCGGGGCGUUUGGCCACAUCAAGGACACAGUGCUGUCUGCUCUGAACAGGGAGCCUACCAUGGACAUCUCCCCUGAGACUGUAGGCACCCUGAGCCUCAUCAUGCUGGCCCAGGCCCAGGAGGUCUUCUUUCUUAAAGCCACUUCAGAUAAGAUGAAAGACGCUGUCAUCGCUAAGCUGGCCAAUCAGGCGGCAGACUUCUACGGAGACGCCUUCAAGCAGUGCCAGUAUAAGGACAACCUCCCCAAGUAUUUUUAUUUUCAGGAAGUGCUUCCGGUGCUGGCGGCUAAGCACUGCAUCAUGCAAGCCAACGCCGAGCUGCAUCAGAGCAUCCUGGCCAAGCAGAAGAAGAGGUUCGGGGAGGAGAUUGCUCGUCUGCAGCACGCAGCAGAGCUGGUUAAGACUGUGGCAUCUCGUUACGACGAGUACGUGAGCGUUAAGGAUCUGACAGACAAGAUCAACCGAUGCCUCACAGCAGCUAAGAAAGACAACGACUUUAUCUACCACGACCGGGUGCCCGAAGUCAAAGACCUCGAGCACAUCGGCAAAGCAGCGCUGGUCAAACCAACCGCCAUCACACCCCCACUCAGUCAGAAAUUUUCAGACUUGUUUGAGAAGAUGGUUCCAAUGGCCGUGCAGCAGUCCAUGAGCAUUUACAGCCAGAGGAAGGCCGAGACCGUUAACAGACUGGUGGGAACCAUGAGGGAGGCGACUAAUCUCUGCAACGGGGUGUUGGCGUCUCUAAACCUGCCAGCUGCUCUGGAGGAUCUGUCAGGAGACUCCAUCCCACAAUCCAUUGCUGAGAAGGCCAGGAACGUCGUGCAGCACGGAGGACUGCAGAGCAUCGAGCAGCUCAUCAAAGACCUGCCCGAGCUGUUGACCCGCAACAGAGAGAUCCUGGAUGAGUCUCUGAAGAUGCUGGACGAUGAAGAGACGACCGACAACGAGCUGAGGACCAAGUUCAGCCAGCGCUGGAGCAGAACUCCCUCUGGAGACCUCUACAAGCCUCUUCGAACCGAGGGCGCUAACUUCCGCAACAUCUUGGACAAGGCAGUGCAGGCCGACCAGGUGGUGAGGGACCGCUACAACACCCACUGUGCCAUGAUCGCCCUGCUGUGUAAACCAGAGAACGAGCUCAACGCCGCCAUCCCCUCUGCCAACCCGACCAAGACACUACAGGGCAGCGAGGUAGUGAACGUGCUGCGCUCUCUGCUCGCUCAGCUGGAGGAGGUAAAGAAAGAGAGGGAGACUAUGGAGGGAGAGAUCAAGGCCGUGACCUUUGACAUGUCCAUCACCUUCCUGACGGCGCUGGCUCAGGAUGGAGCCAUCAAUGAGGAGCAGCUGUCGCUGGGCCAGCUCGACCAGCUGUACGGCAGCUACAACCAGAGAGUGCAGGCCAGCCUCCGCACACAGGAAGAGCUGCUGGGAAAAGUUCAGACGUCCCACCAGGAGUUCAGCAGCCUGAAGCAGUCCAAUGCAGACUCCAACCAGAGGGAGGAGGUCCUCAAGAAGCUGGCCUCGGCCCACGACAGCUACAUGGAGAUCAGCAACAACCUGCGCGAGGGCACCAAGUUCUACAACGACCUGACAGAAAUCCUGCUCAAGUUCCAGAACAAAUGCAGCGACAUCGUUUUCGCCCGCAAGACGGAGCGCGAUGAACUCCUCAAGGACCUGCAGCAGAGCAUCGCUCGAGAGCCCAGCGCUCCAACCUUCAACGUUCCCGCCUAUCAGAGCACUCCCGCUGCCCCCUCCGGCCCCGCCGCCCCGGCUCCUGGUCCGACCCCUGCACCAAGAACCGUCUUUCCUGUGCAGCCUCAACAACCCGAGUCAAAGCCCCAGCCCCCAGCCAGGCCACCUCCACCAAGCGUGACCCCUCAGGCAGCCUCCACCACACCCGCCAGCUCACAACCUGCCGCCGUUCCCACUAACAACCCACCACCCAUGGCACCCCAGGCCCAGGGACCACCUUACCCCACCUACCAAGGCUACCCUGGGUACUACCAGAUGCCUAUGGGCUACAAUCCUUAUGCUUACGGCCAGUACAACAUGCCCAACAUGCCCAACAUGCCCUACAUGCCCUACCAGACUCCGGGUCAGGGAGGAUACCCAGGAACUGCUCCAGCAGGACAGCCCUACCCAGGCUACCCCCAACAACCCCCUCAGCAACAGCCCUACUACCCUCAGCAAUAACUCGCCUCCUCAUCCCCGUAUUCCUCACAUGUUAACACCAAAUUUAAAAAAAACAUCCCCAGCAAUAACACUUCAAUCCCAUGGGCUCCUCCGCUCGUAUUACACUUUGUUUUCUCCUCCUGACAGCGGCUGUGUGAAGGUGGAGCUGCUGAAAAGCCUUUAACACUUUUCUGUAACUCAUCUUUCUUUUUGUUAAGCUCAUGUUUUUCUGGAUCCUGGCAGCACUUUUCCCUGAAACUGUUUCAGCUUUCAUCAGUGCACUAACACCUCCUCCUCCUCCUCCUCCUCUUUUUUUUUUUUUUUUUUUUUUUUUUAAUGUACUCAUUUUCUAAAAGUUUUGUUGAUUAAAUUAAACCCUUAACCUCUUUCCGAUGAUAACUGACUCUUUGACUGAGGUGGACUGCUGUAACAACACUCAUCGAGGCGCACAGAGCGGCUCUUCGUUUCCUCGCUGGAGACUGUGCAUCUGUAUUGACUCAAUCAAACCUCCCAGCGCAUCUAUAUUAACUAUAUUGCUAUUUUUGUAAUGAAUACUGAUGCUUCUCUGAUGUAUAAAUCUAUUAAAAAAAAAAACAACCCAGAAAAACGAAUGGCCGGUAGGUUUUCUAAUGUAGAUGACUGUUUUUGUUUCUCUUUCACUCUUUCCUCUCGCUCUCUCACCCCGGGAAUGUGGGUUUAUUUCCGUGUUACAAUCAAGAGGCUGUACAAUUGGGAGAAAUGGCUCUACUAUAUAAAUAUAUGUAUAAAUAAGACUCUGUAUGUGAUUAACCGAGACACUCUGUGUGCGCCACUCCUGCUCUUUGUGUUUUUGUUUUUAUCCAUCACCUUCGAGAUUAAAAACAACAGCAGCCAGACGCCAUUUGUCCGUC